CGGUGGCCUCGGGAGUGGCGCGCCCGCGUCCGUCGGCCGCGCUGACGACGAUGGCGACUGGUCGCGCGGGAAGAAGCCGCUGCCAUCAGGCCCGUCGCGCUACCCGAGCCUCGGCUCCGCGGGCGGCGGCUUCCGCGACUCGCCCGUCUCGACCGACUCCUCCGACCGCUGGUCCCGUGCCGCGCCGAGCAAUGACGAGCGUGAGAGGCCUCGCAUCGUGCUUGAUCCGCCCAAACGUGACGCCUCGGCCACCCCUACCCCUCCUGCUGAGGCAGGACGCAGCCGGCCGAGCCCAUUUGGAGCCGCGAGGCCACGGGAGGACGUGCUGGCCGAUAAGGGGCUGGACUGGAAAAAGAUGGAAACUGAGAUUGAUCAGAAGAGGACUAGCCGACCCACUAGCUCGCAGUCGAGUAGGACAGAGAGUGCUCAACCAUCACGUCCUGGGAGCCCCGGGUCACAGAUAUCAGCCACCGGUAGUGAAGCCGCACCCACGGCGCGGCCGAAGGUUAAUCCUUUUGGUGAAGCAAAGCCAAGGGAGGUGAUUCUGCAAGAGAAAGGGAAGGACUGGAGGAAGAUUGACCAAGAGCUGGAGCAUCGCCAGAUUGAUAGACCAAAGACAAAUGAAGAGAACGUGUUGAAAGAAGAGAUUAACCUACUUAAGGUGGAACUAGACGAAAGUGAAGGCAAGAUAAGUGAUGAGGAUGCAAAAGCCAUGUCUGAGAAAAUAACUCAAAUGGAAGAGCAGCUGGAACUUCUUAGAACUGCGAUGGAUGACAAGAUCAGAUUUUUGCAAAGACCUGGUUCUGGAGCAGGCAGGGUUAUAGCAUCGCCACCUACUAAUUUUGUAGAUGAACCCCAAAUAAAAGAGUCCAUGGAAAGGCCACGAGCACACAGCAGCACAGAGCAAUAUACAAAACCAACUGAAGAAAGAUGGGGGUUUCAGGGGAGCAGAGAUAGAGGCUCUUUUGGUGGCAACAGAAUUUCAGAGAGGUCGUCCGCAGGACAGAGGUGGUGAGACUAUAGGGGUCAGAUUUUUUUUUGCCAUCGUUUCUUCGAAACUGCAGAAGAAUAAGUUAUGUUCCUCUUGCUACUUGACUCCCAUUUUGUUUGGCUUGGAAGAAUGGAGAGCAUCGUGGGCAAUACAGAUUACAUUGCACGAACCUGUUAAUUACCACCUUUAUAUGGUGUUUUUCUUCC
Molecule: messenger RNA, 1197 nt
Organism: Zea mays
Lineage: Eukaryota; Viridiplantae; Streptophyta; Magnoliopsida; Poales; Poaceae
Exons: 3
Coding region: 356-1015 (219 amino acids)
Molecular function (GO): translation initiation factor activity; mRNA binding
Source: RefSeq, marked provisional